Messenger RNA from Papaver somniferum (opium poppy), 1618 nucleotides. Its product is annotated as serine/threonine-protein kinase AFC3-like. NCBI's taxonomy places the organism in Eukaryota, Viridiplantae, Streptophyta, Magnoliopsida, Ranunculales, Papaveraceae. The record is from RefSeq and is a predicted model, not a curated record. The transcript is spliced from 12 exons. Gene Ontology annotation, cellular component: nucleus. The coding region runs from base 180 to 1379 and encodes 399 amino acids. Gene Ontology annotation, biological process: protein phosphorylation. Gene Ontology annotation, molecular function: ATP binding; protein kinase activity.
CUUGUAUAAACUCUCUCAACGACCCUUAUUCAUAAUUUUCUUCCCAUUAAUUCAGAAAAUCUGAUUCGAGACGACUAAAUCUGAUAUUCAGUUUCUUGUUGUAGGGAUCUGUGUUGUGGUUCUUGUUGCAGACAGAUACAGCAAGAGAGAAAAGGAAUUGGAAAAUCUAUUUUGGAGUGAUGGAAAAUCAGAGAACCAGAAAACGUCCACGUCUAUCAUGGGAUGUAGCUCCAACUGAACCAGAGGCUUUUAGGUUGCCGAGGGUGUCUAAUGAGGUUUCAUAUCGACAUGCAUCACCGCCUAGGAGAGAUGAUGAUCGUGAAGGCCAUUAUGUGUUCAAUUAUGGCGAUAAUUUGACUCAAAGAUAUAAUAUCAUCAGCAAAAUGGGUGAAGGCACAUUCGGCCGUGUUUUGGAAUGUUGGGACCGCGAGGAAAAAAGAAUGGUGGCCAUUAAGGUAGUCCGUAGCAUACGCAAAUAUCGCGAUGCAGCAAUGAUUGAAAUCGAUGUGCUUCAGCUUCUCGCGAAACAUGAACUUGGACGCUCCCGAUGCGUGCAAAUCCAUAAUUGGUUUGACUACCGGAAUCACGUUUGCAUUGUGUUUGAGAAGCUUGGGCCAAGUUUAUUUGAUUUUCUAAGGAGAAAUAAAUACUGCUCACUUCCUGUGGAUCUUGUCCGAGAGUUCGGGCGUCAGCUUUUGGAAUCUGUAGCAUAUAUGCAUGAUCUGCACAUGAUCCACACUGACUUGAAGCCAGAAAACAUCCUGCUUGUGUCUUCUGAGAGUGUAAAACUCCCAAGCUCCAAGAGGAAUUCUCGUGGGGAGACUCAGUUCAGGUGCUUGCCGAAGUCAAGUUCUAUAAAGCUGAUUGAUUUUGGUAGUACUGUCUUUGAUGAUAAAGAGCAUACCUCUAUUGUCUCAACAAGGCAUUACCGAGCACCUGAGGUCAUAUUAGGUUUAGGAUGGUCUUUUCCUUGUGAUCUAUGGAGUAUUGGUUGCAUACUUGUCGAGCUGUGUUCGGGUAAUGCAUUGUUUCAGACGCAUGAAAAUUUGGAACACUUGGCAAUGAUGGAGAGGGUAUUCGGACCUCUGCCGGAGCAUAUGGCUAGAAAGGCCGAUCGUGGUGCGGAAAAAUACUUUAGGACUUCCAGGAGAGGAACUCGAUUGAACUGGCCUGAAGGAGCGGUUUCAAGAGAAAGUAUCAGGGCCGUCAAAAAACUUGACCGGCUGGAGGAUAUAGUUUCUCAGUAUGUAGACUGUUCGUGGAAGUCUUUGUUUACGGACUUAUUGCACCGUCUGUUGGAGUACAGCCCAGCAGAAAGGCUCACUGCUCGUCAAGCCCUUGACCACCCCUUCUUCAGAGAUCAUAUUAUAAAUAGAUGAGAAGCAGAAGUAUCAAGAAGAUCUUCUUCUGGAGCAGAAGUCACCCCCCUGUCUCUUGCUCUCUCUAGAGUUGGUUGAUCCCCGCUUUGUAUGGUUAUAAACUGUUGUAAAUUGUUACACUGAAAGCAGAUAGAUGCUCUCUGUGGUAAGAGUAAGCAUUAAUCUAUCUAUUUUCAGACUAAUACCAACAAGGAUUUCUACCUUUUCCCUAAUUUAUUGGCAUCCUUAGUGGAACAAAA